Rhodofomes roseus is the source of this 2224-nucleotide messenger RNA. RefSeq names its product D-xylulose kinase. Gene Ontology annotation, cellular component: cytosol. Gene Ontology annotation, biological process: D-xylose metabolic process; xylulose metabolic process. NCBI's taxonomy places the organism in Eukaryota, Fungi, Basidiomycota, Agaricomycetes, Polyporales, Fomitopsidaceae. Gene Ontology annotation, molecular function: D-xylulokinase activity. The transcript is spliced from 4 exons. The record is from RefSeq and is a predicted model, not a curated record. The coding region runs from base 382 to 2040 and encodes 552 amino acids.
GCGGAGGGAAGAUCCGUGACGCGUUCCCCAGAUCACGUGAGCGCGUUUGAUUGGAACGCGUCGUCGGUCCGGAGCAUAGCCGUCGAAUAUCGCGACGCGAAACCGACAACUCGCCGGGUCAGGGCCGCUGCAGCCCGCUCGCCUGCAGCCCCCUGCUGGCCAGAACGCUCGACGAAAUAUCCCCAUGGCUCGACCUGCCCCUCGCCAUCCCCUGCCGGCCUUCCGACUCGCUAGCCUCCUCCCUCGGCGCGCUCGCACCAUCCUAUAAAGCCCCUCUGGACCCGGUGUUAGGAUCCCCCGACUUUCUCUUCCCCAUUCCCCGCAACAUCCCCCACACCCCACAUAACCCCGCUCUCCCCCUGAGGUCCUCCCUACCUAACGAUGGAGACUUCACCCCUCUUCCUCGGCCUCGAUCUCUCUACUCAGGGUCUCAAGGCCGUCCUGAUCACGGAGGACAGCGAUGUCGUCCAUGAAUCAUCUGUCAACUUCGACCGCGAUCUUCCAACUUAUGGAACCACCAACGGCGCCAUCCGCGGUCCUGGGCCCGGCGAAGUGACCUCUCCUGUCUGCUUGUGGCUUGAAGCCUUCGACCUCCUCAUGGAGCGUAUGAAGGCUGCCAACGUCAAUUUUGGUCGCAUCCUCGGCAUCUCCGGUGACGGACAGCAACACGGGUCCGUGUAUUGGUCCGGUGCCGCCGAGCGGAUGUUGGCAUCGCUCGACCCAGAAUUACCGCUCAAGCAGUUGUCUCCUGGCGCGUUCUCGCUCCCCAACGCGCCCAUAUGGCAAGACUCUUCCACAACGCGCGAGUGCCGCGACCUCGAAGCAGCCGUCGGGGGCGCUCAGGCGCUCGCUGAUCUGACAGGUAGCCGCGCGUAUGAGCGGUUCACCGGUACCCAGAUUGCUAAGCUUCGGCGCACGAACCCAGAGGCGUAUCAGGCCACAGCACGGAUCUCUUUGGUGUCCUCGUUCAUGCCUUCGCUCUUCUUGGGGUCAAUCGCCCCUAUCGAAGUGUCAGAUGCCAGCGGGAUGAACUUGAUGAAUGUGCUCACCUGCAAGUGGGACGAUACGCUCCUAGAAGCAUGCGGGGGCCCAGAGCUGCGGCAAAAGAUCGGCCCAGAGCCCGCUCCGGGAGGCACCGUACUAGGCACCAUUAGCCCUUGGUGGGUCAAGCGAUGGGGCUUCAACCCUGACUGUUGCAUUGCACCCUUCACGGGCGAUAACCCCGCCACCGUCGUCGCGCUCUCAACGCCCGGAGAUGCUAUCCUUUCCCUUGGCACCUCCACGACCCUCCUGCUCUCCAUCCCUCCCUCCGAUUCUGCACCCAAGUGCUUCACAACCUCACACCUCCUCUCCCACCCUACGACAAUCGACGCGCACAUCGCGAUGCUCUGCUACAAGAACGGCGCGCUCGCACGUGAGCAAGUCCGGGACGCCUACGCCGACGCGCACUGGUCACAGUUCAACACGCUCGUCGAGCAGACGCCAGCAGGCAACGCCGGAUACAUGGGCUUCUACUUCCCUCUCCCCGAGAUCAUCCCUCCAAGCGUGCACGGCUCGUUCUUCUUCCACGCCAACGCUUCCGUCCACCCUCCCUCCGUGCGCUCAGUCACCGACGCAGAGAUGCCUCGGACUGCGCACCCGCGUGCGAUCCUCGAGUCUCAGUUCCUCUCCAUUCGCUCGCGCAUCACUGCGAUCCUCCCACCGGACGCCGCACCGCUGCAGCGGCUCGUGCUGAGCGGCGGGUCCUCCGCGAAUGCGGUCAUCCGGCAGCUCGCCGCGGACGUGUUCGGCAUGCGCGUGUUCGUCGCGGGCAAGGAGGGCGCGGCGGAGGGCGGUGCGCAGCUCGCACGGUACGCGUGGUGGCGCGCACAGAACGGCGGCGAGGGCACGUUCGAGGAGAUGCGCGCCGCAGACAUCGUUGGCGAGCGUAUGAAGUGUGUCGCGGAGCCGAAGGAGGCGAACGUCGCGCUUUAUGCGGAACUCGUGGACGCGUACCGUGUGUGCGAGGACCGUGUCGUGAACAUGUGUCAUGCUACUUAGAUGGGAUACCCGGGCGAACGUUUAUAGAGCAAAACAUAGACUGGUAGAAGUAUAGUGGGGCAUCUACGAUACUGUACAUUAUCUCUUGGCUUUGUAGCAUCAGGGACUGCAAUUGAUGUUCCUAGGACAUCUUGUGCGAGCUCGGAGACUUCAGUGAGUGCCACUGCGCGGCCUCGCUCGCGAA